This is a messenger RNA of Closterium sp. Yama58-4, 3654 nucleotides long. NCBI's taxonomy places the organism in Eukaryota, Viridiplantae, Streptophyta, Zygnematophyceae, Desmidiales, Closteriaceae. The record is from the annotation of a GenBank genome assembly.
AUGCACCCUACAGUAGCGUGCGCCAACGCGUAUGGCGCCAGCGCGUUAGGUGACAGCGCGCAUGGCGCCAGCGCGUUAGGCGCCAGCGCACACGGCACCAGCGCGUUAGGCGCCAACGCGCAUGGCACCAGCGCGUUAGGCGCCAACGCGCAUGCCGCCAGCGCGCAUGGCGCCAGCGCGUUAGGCGCCAACGCUCACGGCGCCAGCGCGUUAGGCGCCAGCGCGCAUGGCGCCAGCGCGUUAGGCGCCAACGCCCAUAGCGCCAGCGCGUUAGGCGCCAGCGAACACGGCACCAGCGCGUUAGGCGCCAGCGCGCAUGGCGCCAGCGCGUUAGGCGCCAACGCCCAUAGCGCCAGCGCGUUAGGCGCCAGCGCACACGGCACUAGCGCGUUAGGCGCCAGCGCGCAUGGCGCCAGCGCGUUAGGCGCCAACGCGCAUGCCGCCAGCGCGCAUGGCGCCAGCGCGUCAGGCGCCAACGCUCACGGCGCCAGCGCGUUAGGCGCCAGCGCGCAUGGCGCCAGCGCGUUAGGCGCCAACGCCCAUAGCGCCAGCGCGUUAGGCGCCAGCGAACACGGCACCAGCGCGUUAGGCGCCAGCGCGCAUGGCGCCAGCGCGUUAGGCGCCAACGCCCAUAGCGCCAGCGCGUUAGGCGACAGCGCAUACGGCACUAGCGCGUUAGGCGCCAGCGCGCAUGGCGCCAGCGCGUUAGGCGCCAACGCGCAUGCCGCCAGCGCGCAUGGCGCCAGCGCGUUAGGCGCCAACGCUCACGGCGCCAGCGCGCAUGGCGCCAGCGCGUUAGGCGCCAACGCCCAUAGCGCCAGCGCGUUAGGCGCCAGCGCACACGGCACCAGCGCGUUAGGCGCCAACGCGCAUGGCGCCAACGCUCACGGCGCCAGCGCGUUAGGCGCCAGUGCGUUAGGCGCCUAUGCGAUGCAGAAAGGCGCUAGCGCGCUGCCAGCACGGCGCCCACGUAGCAGCGCGCUGGCGGCUUGCACGCUAGGUGCCGGCGCGCUGCACGUCGCCAGCAGCGUCGCCAGCUGCUCCUCCGCGCGCGCCCUCCCCUCGCUCCCCCGACAAGCCGCCGUUGAUUCCGCCGCCCCUGAUUUUGCCGCGCCUGAUAACACCGCGCCUGAUACUGUCAUUCCUGAUACCGCCGUCCCUGGUUCCGCCCCGGCCGUCCCCCCGUGGGACAUCCGUGCGUCCCCCGCCGCGGGUACUAGCGCGGGCGUGCAGCAGGCGAGCGGAGACGUGUUCAUCCCGUGGCCCGCCCACGUGCGCGCUGCCCUUGCUUCUCCGCAGCAGCAACAGCAUUUCACCUUGUUCUCACAGCAGCAGCAACAGCAGACCCUACAGGGAGGAGUGCAGGAAGAGCAGCAGCCGUACUUCUCUCUCUUCCAGCAGCAGCAGCAGCAGCAGCAGCAGCAGCAGGGCGUGCGGCGCAGAGGCGACUGCGUGGGGACGUGUCUGACGUCGUUAGAGGUGCUGCUGAACCCCUACUGCGCGCGCACCACACACCACCUGCCCCUCCACUCGCCCACUUUCUCCAUGGCGUCCAAUUCCUCUGCGCCCUCCGCCAACGGCCCCUCCCCGCUCGCCCCCUGGCACCACCCGCAGCAGCAGUCGCAGCAGCCGUACCACCCGCAGCAGCAGGCCUUUCCGCCGCCCCACGGCCUCAUGCCGCCGCCCCAGCCACGCCCAUUGCAGCAGCAAAACCACUCCUUCCCGCCCCUUGCUCUCAUCUCAUCGCCCGUGAAAUGCACGCCUGUUGCUGCUCUGUGCUUUUGGGAAGGGGGCGUGCAGGGGUGGGUGUGGGUGCCUCAUGGUCACAUGGGGGGCCAUGUGAGGCGAGGGUGGUCAGUGGUCAGUGGCGGAGGGGAAAGGCGCCUCUCUGUGUGGCUGUGCUCAGCUCAAUGCCACUGCCAUCACUACCGCUGCUCCACUCCUCUUUCUUCCACUCCCGCCCCUUUCAUUCUCUUUUCCAUCGCCUCUCAUCUCCGCCAUGCCCAUCCUCACGCCCCAUUUCUCCCUGCCUUGCCUCUCUCUCCGCUGCCUCGCCCCCACCCCCCCUCUGCCCCACCCUCCCGACCGCCAGCCAACAUCCGCACGCUGUUCAACAUAGAGCGCAAGGCGGUGGGCGAGGGGCAGUACGGCAAGGUGUAUGUGUGCACAGAGAAGGCCACGGGCGUGCGCUACGCCUGCAAGACCAUCGCCCGCAGCUCCCUCAUCUCCGUGGAGGACGUGGAGGACGUGCGCAUGGAGGUGAGCGUGCUGUUCCGGCUGCAGGGGCAGCCGAACGUGGUGCGCGUGCACAGCACGUACGAGGACCGCCGCGACAUCCACAUCGUCAUGGAGCUCUGCAGCGGGGGCGAGCUGUUCGACGAGAUCAACCGCCGCUGCGACGAGAUGACCGUGCCCUACAGUGAGCGCGAUGCAGCGAAGCUGUGCAAGGCGGUGGUGCGGGCGGUGCACUCGUGCCACAGCAGCGGCGUGAUCCACCGCGACCUCAAGCCCGAGAACUUCCUCUUCUCCACCGCUGGCCCCGAUGCUGUGCUUAAAGCCGCUGACUUCGGCAUGGCUGCCUACUUCAAACCCGGCGAGGGCUUCACGCGAGUGUGUGGGAGCUGCAUGUACAUGGCGCCGGAGGUGAUCCGCAUCUGGGAGAACCUGGGCAAGCAGCGCUACGGGCCGCCCGUGGACAUCUGGGCGUGCGGCGUCAUCUUCUACAUCCUCCUCGCCGGCAACUACCCCUUCCUGCCGCCCGGCCCCGACCGGUCGGAGAGGGCGUUCAGGCGGGUCAUACUGCAGCCGCAGCGCCUGUUCCGCGAGGCGGUGUGGGGGCGCAUAUCGGCGGACGCCAAGAGCCUCAUCAGCGCCAUGCUGCACCCCGACCCCAACCUGCGCCCCACUGCGCUGCAAGUGCUUGAGCACACGUGGAUAGUGCGGGCGCCGGACGAGCCGUUGGAGAAGGACGUGGUGGAUCGCUUCAAGCAGUUCCUCUACGUCAUGCGCCUCAAGAAGGUCAAGAAGGUGGCGCUCCGGGCCAUGGUGGAGGGCAUGAGCGAGGACGACAUCCGCGUGGUGCAGGGGGAUCUGGGCCGCCUCGACCCCAACGCCACCGGGGUGGUGCCCAUCGAGGCGCUGCCCCACGCGCUGCACUCGCGUGGCUUCCACGGGCCUGCUGAUGCCGUCGCCAGCAUCAUCCAUGAGAUCUGUCUGGACGGCAAGGUGGCGUUUGACUACGCGGACUUCUUCGUGGCGCUGCUGCAGCUGUGUGGCGUGGAGCAGCAGGAGAACCUCUUCCACGCCUUCUCCGUCUUCGACCAGGACCUCAGCGGCUACAUCAGCGAGGCCGAGCUGCAGCGCGCCUGCGAAAAAUACCGCGUCAACCGCGCCGUCGUGCAGGAGAUGAUGGCGGAGGUGAACCGCGACGAGACGGGGCGGGUGGACUACAACGAGUUUGUGGCGAUGAUGCGCAUGCAGGCGGGCGGGGUGAGUCGGCGAACCAUAGAGCGCCACAUGGACAACGGCAGCAUCAAGGAGAUGGACCACGGCGGUGCAUCAGGGCCGUACGAUGGGGACAGCGAUGACAUGCGCAGCGAUGCCGCCUGCGCUGCUGCUGAUACCGCCAGUGUUGGCAAUGGGGGCGGGUUCUGA